Molecule: messenger RNA, 759 nt
Organism: Leptosia nina
Lineage: Eukaryota; Metazoa; Arthropoda; Insecta; Lepidoptera; Pieridae
Source: the annotation of a GenBank genome assembly
AUGAGGUUGCUCGUUGCAGUUCAAAUAAUUUCCAGUAUUUUCUGGCACCUGCUGCUAAUAAUAACUUUUGCGGCAUCAGUAUUCAGCCACGCCAGGGUAUGGUCACCCCCCGGGAGGGCUACCGCAUGGCGUUUGGGCUUCAAUACGACAGCUAAUUAUGACGACACAGGUCUUAACUGUGGUGGUUUUGAUCGACAGCAUACGAAGAAUAAAGGGAAGUGCGGAGUUUGUGGCGACGCUUACGAUAUAGCAACACCACGGCCACACGAGCUCGGCGGACUGUAUGGAGAUGGUGUUAUAGUCGCGAAUUACACGUCUGGCCAAAUAAUAGACAUCACUGUCGAAAUAACAGCAUUUCACAUGGGCUACUGGUAUUUUAAACUGUGCCCGAAACCUGAAGCUGAACUGAAACAAACAUGCUUCGACCAAUUUCCUCUAGAGUUGGAAAAUGGCGGGUUUUAUUACUUUCCAGAAUAUGGCGGUAAUUUUACGGUGAAAUAUCGACUCCCAGAGGACUUGGUGUGUGAACAUUGUGUUUUGCAAUGGAGAUACGUGGCGGGAAAUAAUUGGGGGCAUUGUGAUGAUGGUACAGACGGAAUGGGAUGCGGAAAACAGGAAACUUUCGGUUCGUGUUCCGAUAUAAGUAUUCACCCAAGUAACGACAAGGGAACGGGAAAGACAGGAAAAGAUUUGGAUAAUUCGAUGAAGGGUGUCGCGUGGAAACUCCUCGGAACCAAAUACCGGAUUUAUAAUAAUUAA